CAAAGAUAAUACUAAAGAGUUUCUGACGUUAAUGUCUGUAUUUGAAUGUUUGUGUUUGUUUAUUAAGUGAGCAAUGGAAUGAAACACGUAGUUCGUAGAAUAUGUACUAACGAAUGGUGAAGAAAAAGCGCCCGAACACGCCUCUUGGAGAUGACAGUGCCUCCAACAGUGUGAGUGGCUCCGCUGUCCCAAGCCCUGUCACUGUCACUCAUGAUGCCACAGAAGAAGGAAAAGAAGAUAAAAAGCCUCCUGUUUUUAAACAUCCAAAUUUCCAGCAUUCUAGCAAGAGCAGCAACAAGAAGAGAGCCUGGAGAUCACUCAAGCAGAUCAUUGCACAGGAACGAAUGCUUCCAUGGGGAGAUGAUUAUAUCCAUUAUGGUAAUAUAGAUGCACCACCAUCAUUCAAGCCUUCUAAAAAGUACUCUGACAUAUCUGGAUUACUGAAAAAAACUCCCGGUGACCUGCUACACCAGACAGUUGUCACCUCCCAAGUGCCUGGGAGAGAUGUGGAUGGAAACUGCCACACAGCUGGUCCGAAAAUGGUUCAGAUCAGUGGCCUCUAGCACUUCAUAACAGAAGGCAAAAUACAAAGACCCACAGACAAAGUUGCUGUAUGCCAACGCAGAAGAGUUUUCAACUAUACGCAGUUUACCAAUGGACAUAACAGCAGGAUACCUUUCAUUACGCAGAGCAAAUAAUCCAAUGGGAUAGAAACAUUGGACUCAGGCAUCGAAAUAAAAGCUCUAGUUUAAUCAA
This is a messenger RNA of Schistocerca nitens (vagrant locust), 756 nucleotides long. RefSeq names its product INO80 complex subunit C. Gene Ontology annotation, cellular component: Ino80 complex. Gene Ontology annotation, biological process: chromatin remodeling. The record is from RefSeq and is a predicted model, not a curated record. NCBI's taxonomy places the organism in Eukaryota, Metazoa, Arthropoda, Insecta, Orthoptera, Acrididae. The transcript has 6 exons. The coding region runs from base 114 to 563 and encodes 149 amino acids.